AUGAAGGUGAAGAGCAAGGUCAUGGAAACUCUAGGUUCAAUCAAGGACCAAGUGGCAAUUGGUAGAGCUUCAAUCACAAGCCGAAACAUCCUCUCUAGCAUAGAGACCGCCGUCCUCCGAUCCACAGACUCGUCAGAUUCACCCCUCGAUGACAAGUACACCAGUGAAAUCCUCUUCCUGAUCUCCAACGCGCCAGGUUCCAUCACUUAUCUUGCAAGAAGAAUUUCUACCAGGCUCGAGUCGAACAGAGACCCGUUGGUAGCUCUCAAGACCCUCUUGCUCCUGCAUCGCCUCCUUCGUGGGGGUGAUCGAUACUUCGAGCAGGACCUUCGCAAUCUUUGGUCAUCGGGUGACCUGAGGGUUGAGCUAAGAUGGCCAUCGAGCAACCUUGAUCCUUUCUCCAGAUUUACGCUGAGCUAUUCGCGGUUUCUUGAAGAGAGGAUGGGGUGGCUAAUAAACCAAGCGGGGAAGCUAGAGCCUAUUAGGCCGUUAUCAUGCUCUACAGUUUCUUCUUAUGAAGAGAAAGCAAUAGAGUCAGUCUUAUCUAAACUGUCAAAGUGCCAAGAACUUCUUCAUAGGAUUGUAAACUGUUUGCCAGCGAUCAAAUCGAGAUCAAGCCACGCCGUGCAAGCGGUAAUGAAUGUGGUUUUAAGGGAGAGUUUUCGAGUUUAUGAAAGUUUUUGUGAGGGCCUUGAGGUUGUAUUCAGUUCUUUUCUUGAUCUCAAGAAGCACACAAGGGCGUUAGCUCUUGAUAUCCUUAAAAAGGCUUGUGACCAGACCUCGACCCUCUAUCAGUUCUAUGAGAGUUGCAAGAAACGUGUUGUGAGCAAAAGCUUGGAUUACCCUUCGGUUCGAAUUGUUAAACCCGAUGAGAUUUCAUCAAUGGAGGAGCUUGAAACUAAGGAGUUGGGUAUAGCAACAAGUAAAGAGAGAGAAAGUAAGAAGAAAGAGACUGAAGCUCAAAUAAGUUAUGAAUCUUCGACGAAUCUCUUUUCUCAAGGAUUGGAGACGAAGAUAAGUACAGUUUGGGUGGAGUUCGACGAUGAAGAUGAUUCACAGAGGUCUAGCUUCUCCUUCGAUGAUCUGAUCGCAGGCGAAGGUGAGAGUUCGAAGAAGACACUUAAAUCUAUGGAGCUGUUGUGGCCAUAGAGGUCUAAUGAGCUAUUUUGCUUGUUUUUUUUGUUUGUGUUUUCAGGUAGCGUAUGUUA
Molecule: messenger RNA, 1208 nt
Organism: Asparagus officinalis (garden asparagus)
Lineage: Eukaryota; Viridiplantae; Streptophyta; Magnoliopsida; Asparagales; Asparagaceae
Product: putative clathrin assembly protein At1g33340
Exons: 1
Coding region: 1-1149 (382 amino acids)
Biological process (GO): clathrin coat assembly; vesicle budding from membrane; clathrin-dependent endocytosis
Cellular component (GO): clathrin-coated vesicle; clathrin-coated pit
Molecular function (GO): 1-phosphatidylinositol binding; SNARE binding; clathrin heavy chain binding
Source: RefSeq, a predicted model, not a curated record